UUUGGAAUUCUUAUGAAAGCAGAUUGUGAUUGUCCUGCGACUGCAGCUGUUCGAUAACGAUAAGCAAGCGAGAGUGCAGUGACGGAGUGUUUUGAAAAUAUAUAUUGUGGUUGCUUUGUUCCAUACGUGAAACAGUGCAUUUUCAAAUGAUUAUUCUUAGAAGAAAGUGCUAUUCUUGAAGUGUUUUUCGAUUAUUGCAAGUUCCUACGUCGUAAGAAAAACCAUAAUGGAUUUCAAAACAGCCGCUUAUCACAUUUUCAACUCUGCACGAAAUGGAAAUCUAACACGAUUAAAAAUGUACCUGCACAGCUGGCGUUCAGACGAGCUCAGCAUGUUGGUGGGGGCGAAGGUGACGGGUGCUACGCCCCUAGUUAUCGCCUGUCGCAACGGACACUACGACGUCGCUGAAUACCUCAUAGAGAGGUGCAAGGCUGAUAUUGAACAGCCCGGGUCGGUGACAUUUGAUGGGGAGACGAUAGAGGGUGCUCCGCCCCUGUGGUGCGCGGCGGCCGCUGGUCACAUGCCGCUAGUGAGAUUGCUGGUGAGAGCUGGUGCUAACGUCAACUCAACCACCCGUACACACAGCACACCGCUCAGGGCAGCAUGCUUCGAUGGGCACUAUGAUAUAGUGAAGUUCCUCGUUGAGAACGGUGCCGAUAUCGAGAUAGCAAAUCGUCACGGUCAUACCUGUCUCAUGAUAGCCUGUUACAAGGGUCACAUACAGAUAGCCAAGUAUCUGCUGUCGCUGAACGCUGAUGUGAACAGGAAGAGUGUGAAGGGGAACACGGCAUUACAUGACUGCGCCGAGAGCGGCUCGCUGCAUAUACUGAAGAUGUUACUCGCCCAUGGCGCUACGAUGGACGUUGAUUCGUAUGGCAUGACACCGCUACUGGCUGCGUCAGUAACCGGUCACACUCACAUAGUGGAGCUCCUCAUCAACAUAGAACACGGUCUUGUGACGAGGCAGGAACGGAUAGACGCCCUGGAACUCCUCGGCGCCACUUACGUUGAUAAAAGGAGGGAUAUGGUUGGAGCUUUGGCGCUAUGGAAACGGGCUAUGGCAUACAGGUUUCCAGACGACGAUCGUGAACCUAUCCCCAAGCCGAAAGACGUUCCCCGUAUAGAAGCUUACGAGUAUGCAGUGGAGCCCGGCGAUGCUCGCCAGUUGGAGGAAUUGCUGGCCGACCCUGACGCCAUGAGGAUGCAGGCCCUCGUCAUACGCGAAAGGAUACUCGGCCCCGCCCACCCGGACACGUCAUACUACGUCCGUUACCGAGGCGCGGUGUACGCGGACGCGGGUCGUUUCGGUCGCUGUCGUACUCUGUGGCACCACGCUCUGGACAUGCAGCGAGCUGUCCUCCCCCCCCUGUCUCCCCUCACCCAGUCCAGCUUGUACAGCUUCGCGGAGUUGUUCUCCUACAUGCUGGCUGAAAGGACGAGACCGCCGCUUAGAGGUCGAAUAGUUCCUCCGGUGACGUUCGAGGACAUAGAUCCAGUGUUCGUGAAAGCGUUGUCGGAAAUACACAGGGGCAUGGAGUUACUAGAGUCAAAAUUAACUAUCGACAGGGAGCAGACACUUGUGACGUUACAGCGAGUGCUAGUUAUAUCUCUACACCUUGCUGCGCUCAUGGCAAGACUGCUGGAGGAGCCGGGGUGCACCGACGACGUCUCCAGGAAGAUACAUAAGGCUGUUUACUCACUGGUUAAAUUAGACAUUAAGGUCCGUCAAGGUCGCUCAGCGCUCCACGUGGCGUGUUCGUCUGAGGCAAGCCGCGGGCGGGGCGGGGCGGAGGCGGCGAGCUCGUGGACGGCGGAGGCUGCGUGUCCCGCGCUCGUCGCACUCAUGCUGCGGCUCGGAGCGUCGCCGGACGUGCGCGACGCGGACGGAAACACGCCCUUACAUCUAGUCUGCAAGCUAAACCCGUGCCCUGCGGAGGUGGUUCGCGAGUUAUUAUCUCACGGAGCUCACAUAGACACGGUCAACUAUGAAGGUCAAACUCCUGAGGAGAUAUUAAAAUCCACCCAACAGACGCUCUCGUCCAUAGUGAACCCAUUAAAAUAUACGACGCUCAAAUGUCUCGCCGCGCGCACUGUUAAGAAUUACAAACUACCCUACAGACAUGUUGUGCCGCAGUGCUUACACUCGACUAUAAUUACUCAUUAAUAUUAAUAUAAAAUAUAAACGUUCAUUUUUAUUUGGAAUAGAACCGUUUUUUAUUAGAUAUAUAUAUAUUUUUUUCUAGUGUUAUUUUUUUUCGCCUAUGUGCCAGGUCUGCCGAUUUCAAUGUAUCACUAUGCAGUAUUAUCUAAAACAAUAUCGGUUUUAAAACCUAUAAUUUAUACAUUACUUGGAGAAUUUUUAUCUUUAUAUAUUUUGUACAUAAUUUUUUUUAUAUAUAAAUAUAUAUCUAAGCAGUAUUUCUACAUAUUGAAAAUCACUAGUGACAAAUCUUACGAUAAUGUUGUAUAUUGAUCUAUAUAAAAGUUUUGAUUUGAUGAUAACACAAUAGUCUCUGUAAUAACGAAUUUAUUGUAUAGAAAAAAAUAAUUAACUGAGUUUGAAUAAAGAAUAAAAUGUGUAUAUGUAGAUUGAUAAUUAAAAUACAAAAUUUGUUAAAUAAAUUAUGUAGCGAACGAACAUGUGAUAGACAAAGAAAUAUUGAUGUUUUAAAAUAAUAAAUUUCUAUUUAAAAUAAGAUUAUAAAUUUCUAUAGUAUAUUAUUUACGGCACGGCAUCAACUAGUCUUCGUUUUAAAUAUAAACCGAUUCCUCUCCGCAUAUAAUCUGUUGUAAACUUGAGUAACUCGAUCAGAUUUUAUUUAACAUUUCAUUGACAUCAGGAACAAAUAAAACUAUUUAGUUAACUAUGGAAUGAGUAACUUGUAAAGUAUAUGUAAGUAGGUAGAUAUAAAUUACUGUAUAUUUUGUGACAUAUAGGUAUAUAGACAGCCAGCUGGUGUUCCGUUUGGGCGUUAUAAUAAAACAUUUAAUGACUGUUCAUUCAAGUUGAUAUCUAAAAAUGUAUGUCAGUAAUAUUAUGGAAGCCCGUCGCUAUCUGUGUGUAUUAUCUCAUAGUAUAAUGAAUUAGAAGUACUGCGUGAUUAUGUACUAGAUAUUUUUUGAAAUUAAUAAAAUGCUUUAAAAUAUUACAA
Danaus plexippus (monarch butterfly) is the source of this 3152-nucleotide messenger RNA. RefSeq names its product protein fem-1 homolog CG6966. Bases 227 to 2164 code for a protein of 645 amino acids. Lineage: Eukaryota; Metazoa; Arthropoda; Insecta; Lepidoptera; Nymphalidae. The record is from RefSeq and is a predicted model, not a curated record. The transcript has 10 exons. Gene Ontology annotation, molecular function: protein binding.